AUGGAUAUCCAAGAUCGCACUUACACAAAUAUAACCAAGCAAGAUGUAUUGCUUGUGCUCGUGGAAUUUAACAAGGCCCAAGAUGCAUCCAGCGCCGAGGACAUUCUUUUUAUUCCUCGACUGUACGGCGUCGUGCACCCCGCCGAAUUUCGCAAGGUAAAAAUGACGUUUUGGCGACUCACCGGCACGGGGAUCUCGUCCCGGUUGGCCGAGUUCUGCCUCAGGAAAGACUUCACAAUCACGAGAGUCUCAGAACCACCCUUAAAACAGCCCCCUCCCGCUGAAUUGCCAGUCUAUGACACAAUCCGGAAGAGAGUGGCCGAGUUUCUAAACCGUGCUCCCACUAAUCCUGGACGAGCACAGCGCGCAAAAAGCGACGAUGUGUAUCUUUACCCGUCGGGAAUAGCGGCUAUUUACCACGUUCAUCAUGCACUACCGAAAUGGCGGGAUUCUGAUAUUAUGAUGCUGGGCUUUCCUUACGAGCUUACCAUCAAGAUGAUUGAGGCCAUGAAUGUCCCGCACCGGUUUUGA
Molecule: messenger RNA, 531 nt
Organism: Aspergillus tanneri
Lineage: Eukaryota; Fungi; Ascomycota; Eurotiomycetes; Eurotiales; Aspergillaceae
Exons: 2
Coding region: 1-531 (176 amino acids)
Biological process (GO): transsulfuration
Molecular function (GO): cystathionine gamma-synthase activity
Source: RefSeq, a predicted model, not a curated record